Messenger RNA from Penicillium malachiteum, 1518 nucleotides. RefSeq names its product histone methyltransferase DOT1 (gene dot1). The transcript is spliced from 2 exons. The coding region runs from base 1 to 1518 and encodes 505 amino acids. The record is from RefSeq and is a predicted model, not a curated record. Gene Ontology annotation, molecular function: histone H3K79 methyltransferase activity; histone binding. Gene Ontology annotation, biological process: DNA damage checkpoint signaling; DNA repair; regulation of transcription regulatory region DNA binding. Lineage: Eukaryota; Fungi; Ascomycota; Eurotiomycetes; Eurotiales; Aspergillaceae. Gene Ontology annotation, cellular component: nucleosome; nucleus.
AUGGGCUUUUUCGAUCACCUCCAAAAAGGAGGGACCUUUUCUCUACAGCCGCAGAAAUCCCAAGUCCGCAAAGUUGUUCAGGCACGACCAGCCCCUCCAGCGAAGUCUGCUUCCCAAACUCCCGUCGCUUCCCCACGAAUCCUUUCCUCGUCGGAUCGAAGUCGCAAGGCGUCCGCGCUCAAGGCCCGUUCGGUCUCAAGUGACCUAGAUACUCGCCCUACUAAACGCUUGAACACCCCGACGCGUGGUCGGAAACGGCCGACGCCAGAACAGCGACUUUCAAGUGACGAUGACGAUGACGAUGUUGGCGACAGUGAUACCUCUUUCGAAGUGCGAAAGCGAGCGCGGACGAGCGCCAGUGCGGAACCAGAUCCCGAGAGACGGAUUCGCUCUGUGAAAGCAUUUUCGGAGGAAGCUUCUCGUCCGUUUAAGAUGGUUCAUGCCGCCGAUAUCUCUUCGGGUCAGAAGGCUGGAAAAUUCAAGCCGGCAUUUGGAGCACAAGGCAAACCUGCGCAGAUUCUGUUGCAGUAUCCGAGCGCUUCACAGAAAGAGAGAUUCGACUGCAUGGUACCUCGCGAUAACGAUGAUUUCCGGCCGAUCGACGAUAUCGUCCAGGUCAUUGAGACCGUCUCCGAAAACUAUAUCCCCGAAGAUGAAGCCGCGGAAUUUAACGAUGAGACUAAUGGCAUUAGACGGCGACUACGCAGAUCUGUUGCAGUUUCAUCCGAACCCCAAUUCCGUGAAGCGAUUGCGGAUUACAACAACGCAAUCGACCGCUUGAGGACCAAUGGAAGCUUGGCAAAGCAUCUGGAUCAAACCCAACGUAUCGGUCUACCUUGGGUGGAGCGCAUUUUAACUCAAAUAUACGCGCGGACUGUCUCCCCUCGGGUGGAGUCUCUACGACAAUAUGAGAAUGGUACUGAUAAUGUGUACGGCGAACUACUCCCGCGCUUUAUCAGUAACAUCUUCAAAGAAACCAAGUUGAAGUCAGGCCAAGUCUUUGUCGAUCUUGGAUCUGGCGUCGGCAACGUUGUUCUACAGGCUGCCCUUGAGAUUGGAUGUGAGAGUUGGGGUUGCGAGAUGAUGACCAACGCUUGUGACCUAGCCGAGUUGCAGCAGGCUGAAUUUAAGGCACGCUGCCGGCUUUGGGGUAUCGCUCCAGGAAAAACCCACCUUGUUCGUGGCGACUUUCUCGAGCAAGAAAGUAUUGUCAACGUGUUGAAGCGUGCUGAUGUGAUUCUCAUCAACAACCAAGCUUUUACACCACAACUCAAUAAUGAGUUGAUCAAUCACUUUCUCGAUAUGAAAGAGGGUUGCAAGAUUGUCUCCCUCAAAUCUUUUGUUCCUGCCGGCCAUAAGAUUCAAUCUCGAAACCUGAAUUCUCCAAUCAACCUCCUCAAGGUUCAGCAGAAGAACUACUGGUCCAACAGCGUGAGCUGGACAGACGUUGGUGGAACAUAUUUCAUUGCUACCAAGGACAGUUCGCGACUGAAGGCCUUUUCAGACGGCACUUUGUGA